Molecule: messenger RNA, 2127 nt
Organism: Diaporthe amygdali
Lineage: Eukaryota; Fungi; Ascomycota; Sordariomycetes; Diaporthales; Diaporthaceae
Exons: 3
Coding region: 1-2127 (708 amino acids)
Source: RefSeq, a predicted model, not a curated record
AUGGACAACCUCCCGGAAGACCCAUAUGACAUCCUUGGUAUAGAUGAAGACGCAACGCAGACGGAGAUCAAGAAAAGCUAUCGAACAUUGCUGUUGAAAAUUCAUCCUGACAGAUCGCCCGACCCAAUCGAGAGAGUCAAAAGACGGCCUGAGUUUGAACGAGUGCAAUGGGCGUACGAAAUACUAUCAGACGAGGAUGCAAGGCGAAAAUACGAUCGCAUGGCGAGAGCGGAGGAGCUGAGAGAGCAAUCGAUGAAACGAUCCAAGCCCGAAAAUACUUCUAGAUACUUCGAAUCUAUCAGCGCAAACACUCCGCCUUGGAAUACAACUCUUCCGGUAAGAGGAUCUCUGUCAGACCGAGUGUAUAGUAUUGCAUUCGAUAGCGACAAACGUCGGAUUGAGAAAGACAUCAACGAGCGCAAUGAAAGAGCCCGCAAAUAUCUCACUGAAAAUGUAGGAAAUGAUGCGCCUUGGGAGAAACAACAGGAGGGUCCAGGGCAGACCCGGGUAGACAGGCUGAAAACCCUGACCACGGAAAAGGACAAGAAGCUCUCUUCAGUGCCAGCCACCCAGCUUGGACUGAGGGUGAUGAAUCCAGGAUUGGUCGAUGCUGCAGUAGACAUUGUCGCAGUACAUGGGCUAGGCGCCAUACCAGAGAUCACAUGGAAAGACAGCAAGUCAGGAGUCAACUGGCUUUCCGAUCCUCAAAUGCUGCCAAGCUUGACACCAGAGGCUCGGAUACUUCGGUUCGGAUACGAUUCUCUCUGGCUCGGGAAAGAAGCUAUUCGGACAAGACUGCCAACAAUCGCGGACAAGCUUCUUCUCGUUCUGGCACGGGAACGAGAAGAAGACCCAAUGCGACCUCUGAUUUUCAUCGGACAUUGUUUUGGAGGACUAGUGAUACAAAGGGCGCUCAUCACAGCGAAGUUAUAUCCUGAAUCGGAAAUCGAAGAAGCCAUCCUCAGCUCAGCAGUUGGAGCCGUCUUCCUAGGUACGCCGCACCGGGGAACUGGGGCUUUCAGCUCCCAAAGCGCUUUGCUCGCAGCCAUCGCAGCACAGUCUGAACUUUAUCCUUCAAUGGAAGCCGGCGUGCUGGACGCGAUGAAAGCUGAGCGAGGCGAGCUGCUGGACGUGUCCGAGGACUUCCUCAAACUCUCUGCUCGGGCAAAGAUGCGUAUCACCUGCUUCUUCGAACAGAGGGAGUCCAACCUCGGCAAGAUGAUAGGCCGAGAUGACAUAAAGCAAUUCGUUGUUGAUGAGACUUCAGCGAAAUUGGGGGCGAAUCGGGCAAUCGGCCUUGCCACUGAUCAUUUCCGACUUAAUAAAUUUGCUGCCCCUGAGGAUGGAAACUACCUCGACGUGGCAGGAGAAGUAGCUCGAUUUUAUACGGCGGCAUUGAAACUGGCGGACGACAGACGUUCUAGCAGAAGAAAGUCGUCAGGAGACCUUGAACAAUAUCGGCGGCUUGUAGCGAAGCAAGAAUUGAAACUCGAGGAGGCAGCGAAAGAGGCAGCCCUGAAGGAAGAAGAGUUCGAAAAAAAAUUUCAAGAGAAACUUGCUAGCGAGUUGAAUUCGCUUUCACUCAAGGAGGACGUGACAAAGAGAAAGGAGCACGUGGAACGCUUGAAGAGGAACAUGAGGAGAUACGGCCUGGGCAAACAUACCGUCCGCAAAAUUUUCCAGGAUAAUCCACCUCCCAGUAUUGAGAGCAUUUCUCAAGAUGAAGUUGAGGAGAGUGACCAAUGGUACCAAAAUUCGCUAAAAGGAUCACUCUUGGAGGCGGGGCUGGAGGAAGGCGAGGUUGACGCAAUAAUCCAUGACACAGGCGAGACGAUGGUCAUUGAGGGCGUGCGGACGAGUAUCACCAGGAUGUCAGACAGGUGGCUCAGCGAGCGAACGCUUCGGCGAUACGACAUUCCUUAUAUGCGAGAUCUUGUAAGAAUUGAAGUGGAAAAGACAAAACGUGGAGUCAUCUCGACUCUCUGGUACAGUCGAAGCCUCGAAAAGUCCUUUUUCCCCACCUUUUCGAAGAAACCAAAGUUCCGAGUCAAUACGAUCCAACACAGACAGAGAGUCAAUCCUUCGCCGACGGCGUGCAAGUGCGGAGUCGAUCCUGUCACCGCCUAG